Schizosaccharomyces osmophilus is the source of this 735-nucleotide messenger RNA. RefSeq names its product ER membrane protein complex subunit Emc10 (gene emc10). NCBI's taxonomy places the organism in Eukaryota, Fungi, Ascomycota, Schizosaccharomycetes, Schizosaccharomycetales, Schizosaccharomycetaceae. The transcript has a single exon. The record is from RefSeq and is a predicted model, not a curated record. The coding region runs from base 1 to 735 and encodes 244 amino acids.
AUGACUCCUUGGCAGCAUGAUUCUCUAAAAAACAAGUUUUUUAAAAUUAUUAUCUGCCUAGCGUCUAUGCAAAUCGCUUUAGCUAUUCAAAAGAUUCCUAUUGUCUGUUCCAUUACAAACGACAAAGGCACCCAAUAUUUUGACCAUGGUUCUAUCAGCCUUCCUGAAUUAACAUUUGAUAUUGUGAAAAAAGAAUUUGAUUUGCAAGAAUUUGAAACAUCCUCCAUUUUACGAUGCGGUUAUCGAAAUGAAAAUUCUGGCCACUGGCCUGCAGGUACUAGUUUCUAUAGACUGGGGCAAUUGCUAGAGUCACAUCAUGCUUAUAAGGAUUGUUUCAUUUUACAUACCUCAAAGAAUGCAGCACCGGAUUCGCUGAGCGAUGUCGUUCAGGUGGUUCAUAGCUUCAAACCUAUAGCCAAGGAUUCAAUCAAAGGAACCAAACCUGACAUCCUAUUAAUGUAUCCGGAUUUUCCUGAGCCUGUUUUAGUUUCCCCCAAACAAAAGUCCCAGGUACCUGUCUCUACAGCCGCUAAAAAAAGGAAGCGUCCUUUGCCCAAAGACGUGAAAACAAAAGGUAAAUCCUCAGAGGCGAACGAUGACACUGAAGACACAGAAAUAGUACCAGAGGAAAAGACAUUUUUACAACGUUUUGGCCUAUAUCUUAUUCCCAUUUUUUUCUUACUUCUAGUUGGAGCCUCUGGGGGAUCCCAAUCUUCUGCUACUAGCAACGGGUAA